Molecule: messenger RNA, 1584 nt
Organism: Copidosoma floridanum
Lineage: Eukaryota; Metazoa; Arthropoda; Insecta; Hymenoptera; Encyrtidae
Gene: CBP
Product: sarcoplasmic calcium-binding protein
Molecular function (GO): calcium ion binding
Source: RefSeq, a predicted model, not a curated record
UCCAGAGGCCGGUAUAGGCGAUAGUGGCUAAGUGGCCGGGCGCGUAAACUAGGGGGCGCGGUGGUGGCCGGUGUUCCGCGUGUGAAAGGAACCCGCACGAGAUUGCGCCCGGAUAGUGCGUCUCGGUACUUGGACUCGAUAACAUUGCAACUGGGUACUUAUAGCACCCACGCAACUUUACUCGUACUCGUUGGGCAAACAGCUUUUAUUUUACGGCUUGUGCGCUUCGGUCUUUUUGUACUUGGUGCAUAUUGUUUAAAUAAGAAAAAAAGCAAGUUCAAAUCGAGAAACUGCAAGGAAGACAGGAGCGGUGCACCGGAAUGGCGACUGUCUUGAUGAGGAUGGGCCUGCGAUCGGCCUUCGUCGGCAAGGGCUUGUUCGAGAGGACGCUGGCUCCCGCGGCUUGCACCAGCUUCCACGGCUGCGGCGCCGGCCAUCCGGAAUCAGGCGCGUCUCGCGUCUAUCGCCCCAAGAUCCAGUGCACAGCCAUGCGCGAGAUGAGCAGCAAACGCAAUGUCCAUCAGACGCGGACGGCAACGUCUCUGGACGAGGAUCGCAAAAAGGACGAUGACAGCGAUAGCGAUAGCGACAGCGACGACGAAAAAAUUUCCAGAACCCAAUCGACGUUUUGGCGACGAAAAAUGAGGACCUUACACAGUCACUUGGACGUCAACAAGGACGGAGUCCUCAGCUACGAUGACUUUAUGCUGCUCGGCGAUAGGUUCGCCAAACUUGGACAUCUCACGGACAGACAGAAGGAGGAGUUCCAGUCGGUUUUGCGCCAAACAUGGGAAGAACAGUGGGGUGAGAUCAAUCAAUAUAAUCUAGUUGAUGUUGAGAAAUAUCUCGAAGCUAUGCAUCACGUUCUCGAAGACAAAUCUCUUAGGCGAAAAGUGCAUAAUUUCUUGCCGUACUUAUUCAAGGCUGUGGAUAAAGACAAAAGUGGAGAAAUUUCAGUCCAAGAAUUCAAACUCUUCUUCCAGUGUUUGGGUUUACAUAAUGAUGAUGCCGUUGUUAGCUUCACUUACAUUGACACCAAUGAAGAUGGGAAAAUCAGUCUGAAAGAGUUUGUAAAAUUAGGACGUGACUUUUUCCUCACUCAAAAUCUCUCGAAGCCCAGUAAGCACUUUUGGGGACCAUUAGUGGAUUAAUAAACAUCAGCGUCGAAAAAUGUUAGUCAUCAUGUUGCAGUGAUACAUACACACCUAUAUGUAUAAAUAUACAUUUUUACAGUUAUUACGCGACAAUUACUCGAAACGAUCGUCGUACGGUAUUGCUGUAGAAACAAUUGAAAACUUAUCUUGAUAUAUUUUUUAUACUUAGACGUAUAUUUAUAUUACGUAAUUAAAAAAAAAGUUUUAUAUUACGACUUUACAUAUAUAUCUUUUUAUGCACCAUCAAUACUGUGCUGAGUAUUAUAUAUCAUGCACUGUAUUGCAUACAUCAUUUUUGUAAAAGAGGUAAUUUUUUUGUUUUGUAAUAAAAUAAACGACUUCAAAAUGUGGUUUUAUGAUUCUUUUCAUUGGAGCCAAGAAAAACCUUUUGUAUCAAAAACUUUGACUCUGAAAAAAAAAAAACCAAUAA